Messenger RNA from Oryctolagus cuniculus (rabbit), 9885 nucleotides. RefSeq names its product heat shock protein family A (Hsp70) member 12A (gene HSPA12A). The record is from RefSeq and is a predicted model, not a curated record. NCBI's taxonomy places the organism in Eukaryota, Metazoa, Chordata, Mammalia, Lagomorpha, Leporidae.
CUUUGUCGCAGCACCGCUGGUACUUCCUGAGCCACCGAGUUUAGCCCUCAGCGUUAUCUUUCCUCAUUCGGCACUUUAUUCCUUAAACCUUACGACUGUUCCAUUUGAGAGGGAGAGAGAGCUCCCAUCUGCUGGUUCACUCCGCAGAUGCUUGCCGUGGGGGAGGCUGGGUCAGAACUGAAGCCAGGAGCUUGGAUAGUAUUCCAGGUCUCCUCUGUGUGUGUGUCACCGGAACCCAGUUACCUGGGCCAUCACCACUGCAUUAGCAGGAAGCUGGAGACAGGGACUGGAGCCGGGUUGAACCGGCUGCUGGACCCAGGCCUCCUAACUGCUAGGCUGAGCACCCCUUCCUGACUUGGCAUUUUAAAGGAUACUUGAAGUGUCCCCUUCCAGAGUGUUUUGGGGUCUCCCUUCUAGAACCCGUUGGCCUGAGUGCCUUGGGAGUAGGGACUGGGUCAGUGUUGUUCAGCCCUGCACCCACAGUGGCAGUACAUUAUCUGACUCAGUAGAUGCUAAGUGUUUUUUGAGAGAGAAUGAAUGGGUUUCACACAUAAAUGAUCAGUAGACCCUUCAGAGUGAAGAAGGCGUGUGGUAGCCUGGCUGGGGCAAAGGGUUUGUUUCCAGGAAUAGUGAGAAUUAAGGGCAGAAAAGGAACCUGGGGCAAGAUUGUGAAGGGACUAGAGCGAGCACAAAUUCCUGAAUGCAAGAUGGAAGUGGUGGGUAGCAUUGAUGGGUUAUUCUGCACACAGGAGACCCAAGUAGAAAGUCAUACAGGUCCAAGGGACAAAACAAUGGUGGUAGCAAUGAUGGAAGAGAUGGGAGAGGAAGGAGGGAUGGAAAAGGCUUUGUGUGGCUGGAUCAGGGUUGGGGAGCCAAAGGUGACGACGGGGCUGAUGGUCCACUCAGAGUUGACGGGGUAAACGAGUGCUCUGGUUUCGGAGGCGACAGCCAUGCGUUGGGUUUUAAAGGUGUAGGGUUUGAGGAGACUGAAGAUGCUGACACACAGGGUUGCAGGUUAAAGAAAGGACGGAGGAGACCCCUCGAAGGAAAAGGGCAGGAUCCUUCCGUGGUGAGGCCUCACACUGGGUGCUGGGUGGUGACUCCGCGCCUCCUGCCCCCACCGCGCUUCUCCUCUCAGAGCGAAUCCACAGCAGCAAUUGGGAAGGACUGUAUUUCAGACACAGGAGAGAGCAAGGCGCUAUAACAAGAAACAAGCAAACAAGGCCCAGAGGAAAGGAAAAAGUUCAAAUCACACGGUCUAGGGCAGAGACUUUGGGAAAUGUGUCAGGGGUGUGUGUGUGCGUGUGCAUGCCGACUUGCUGAGAAUAAUCAGGGAUGGGUGCUAGUGUGUUAACUGCGUCUCCUUGGGUGAUGGAAAUCAUAUGAGUUUUAUUAUUUUUUAUUUGAAAGGCAGAGUUGAGCUGGGAGGAGAGACAGAGAGAUCUUUCAUCCACUGGUUCACUUCCCAAAGCCGCAAUGACUAGACCUGGGCCAGGCCAGAGCCAGGAUCCAGGAGCACCUUCCAGGUCUCCCACAUGGGCGCUGGGGCCCAGGCACUGGGGCUAUAUUCUGCUGCUUUCCCAGGCGCGUUAACAGGGAGCUGCAUCGGAAGAGGAGCAGCUGGCACUUGAACUGGAGCCCAUAUGGGAUGCCGGCGCUGCAGGCGGUGACUUAACCUACUGUGCCACAGCACUGGCCCCCAUAUGAACUUUAAUUUUCUUCUUUUCAUAUGUUAGAAGUAUCUGAUCUUCCUAAAAUGAAUGAAUUACUUAUGCACCUUUGGAAAAUUACAUUUAAAGCAUUUGAGGGAAGGGUGUUAAGUCAGAGGUUACUGGAAGACUGAGGACAGAAGAGAUUACUAGGAAUUGAGUUGUUGCCUCAUAGACUGUUUCCAUCAUCUCACUACCUGGAGGCAAAGCAUAAAUAAAUAGAACUGCCGCUCCAGUCUCAUUUUGUCAUUCAGCCAGCCAAUAUUUAUUAAAUGCCAGGCACUGUUCCAGGCACCAGGGAAAGAGCAGUGAGUACCAUCAAUCACAUCCCUUCUCUUCAUGGCACUUAAGUUCCAAUAGCAUCCAGUAGCACUUAACAAUCAUUGGAACAAAUGACUGAAGCCAUAAACAUAAAGGCAUUUUGAGAAGUUGUUAGGCUAAGGGUUUAUUAAUAGUCUAUUAGUCUUGACAGAUCCAGAGUCAAUAAAAUGGUCAUGAAUCUUGCCAUGGUGAAGUUUUCCUUAGCUGUUAGGAGCACUGGAGAUGCAGCUGAAAGAUAUGCAGGUGCAGAUGUUGCAGUCCGCACAUCCCUUGUCUGAGCGCCGCCAUCACUAGGUUUGUGUUUCAUACUGAGACCAAAUGUCCUGUGGCACCUUCAGAGCAUCAGAGCUCAAAAGAGGGAGGGCGGUGCUAACCCUAAAGGCACCAAUCUGGGGAGUUCAGGAUUGGAGGGAGGGAAGGUGCCUGAAGCUCACCCACAGAGCUCGUGCCGCCUCCUUUGGAAAGAGGAAAUGGUGUGGGAGAGAGGCUCAGCUCUCACUGUUAGUGUCCUGUGCCUCGUAUGGUGUGAGACAGGGACUAUUUUGAGGGAAUGAGGAAACCUGAGUUGGAGUCCAGCUGUCCCUAAGACCUUGACCUCAUCUGCAACAAGCAGGUUUGAACUGCAUCAGUGUUUCCUCACCUUUUUGGAGCUUGGAAACUAUUUUAACAACAAAAGAAAUUGAGCCCCUGACCCCUGCCAUGUAAUCAUAGAUAGCUGUAGUGACUGAAAGUUCAGAAGUACUUUUAGAGACCUUCAUAUUUUAUUCAUGGAAACUCUGCAUAUGGAAAGAAUAUGUUUACAGGCAAGCCAUUAGUGAUUUGGGGGGUGUGUUUGGAAUUGUGGGUCCCCUGUAGAGUCCACAGGCUUCCCGACGACCUUGAUACGGAACCACAAAACUGGGCCUGUCCAUGCUUGAUCUGUCCUACUUUGUAGCACUGACUCAAGAAAAAAUACCAGGGUACAUUAUUAGUCUGUUCCGACUUGCUAACUGAAGCUCCCUCCUAGAGGAAAUGAACCAUCCUCCAGUCUGCAGCUCUAAGAUUUUCUAAGCUGUGUCAGACAUAUCCUAAACGAGCGAGAUUGAAGAAAAAAUGUAUUUUUCAUUUUCCCCCCUUAAUCUUACCCAACACCUCUAUUUCAGUUGGGGCUUUAAUGUUCAGAAGUGAUUGUUUAGCUGUUAUUUUGGGGUUGCUAUCAAGUGCUUGUUAAUCCCCCCUUCCUGCAUUGGACAUCUGUGUUGCAUAUCAUUUUUCAUGGGGAACUAAUGAACAUGAUUGCAGGUGCCUUUAAUUAUAGAAUCAUAGCAGCUAGAGACAGAAUAGAUGGAAUAUGUUGCCUUUUCCUCACCUAGAAAAUGGGAGUAUUAAUGUUAAGCUUCCUCACCCAGUUGUCAUGGAUGAGAAAUAUGAUUGCCAAGCUGAUUAUAAAUAUAAAUAGCUGUAAAUUAAGUGCUAAGGAAUAAUUUGACUAACAAAAAAAGAAAUGUUUAAUUUGUUUAUUUCCUAUAAAGAUGUCUCCCGGAAGUAGUCAUUAGCACUGUAGUAAUAACAAAAACAACCAAAAAAAAAAAAAAAAAAAGAACCACAGCAGAAACUCUCUUUGAGCUCUUUUAUGUGCCUAGAACUUUAUCCCAGUGAAUCUGCAAAACAGCCACAAAAGGUAAGUGAUCAGCCCAGGGUUCCACAGUUAAUCAGUAGCACGGGUGGAAUUUGAACCCAGGCCCAGCUGACUCCAUGGCUUUGCAUUUCCGGGCUGCUCCCUGUGUCUCAGAGGCAGCACCGUGAGACUCCAGCGCCCUUUCUGGAGGAGCGGAUGGAGAGUGUCGCCGUGUACGGCCUGUGUGGGUGCAAAGCCAGGAGCAAGACGAGGUGCGAUGCAAGGUGGGAGAGGACGGCUUCAGGUAGGAAGCCAGCUGACGCGCAAACGGCCCCCACCUCUGCAUACUCCUCUCCAGCCCGGAGCCUGGGGGACACAGGAAUCACGCCCCUGUCCCCGUCCCAUAUUGUGAAUGACACGGACUCCAGCGUCUCGGAGCAGCAGGUGUUUCUUGUGGUGGUGGCCAUUGACUUCGGGACCACGUCGAGCGGCUAUGCCUACAGCUUCACCAAGGAGCCAGAGUGCAUUCACGUGAUGAGGCGAUGGGAGGGAGGCGAUCCUGGGGUAUCCAACCAGAAGACGCCCACCACCAUCUUGCUGACCCCCGAGAGGAAGUUCCACAGCUUCGGGUACGCCGCCAGGGACUUCUACCAUGACCUGGAUCCCAACGAGGCCAAGCAGUGGCUGUACCUGGAGAAGUUCAAGAUGAAGCUGCACACCACUGGGGACCUUACCAUGGAUACAGACCUGACGGCAGCGAACGGCAAGAAAGUCAAAGCCCUUGAAAUCUUUGCUUAUGCCCUACAGUACUUUAAGGAACAGGCUCUGAAGGAGCUGAGUGACCAGGCGGGUUCGGAGUUUGAGAACUCUGAUGUCAGAUGGGUCAUCACCGUGCCUGCCAUCUGGAAACAGCCGGCCAAGCAGUUCAUGAGACAAGCCGCCUACCAGGCGGGCCUGGCCUCCCCCGAGAACUCGGAGCAGCUGAUCAUUGCCUUGGAGCCCGAGGCGGCCUCCAUCUACUGCCGGAAGCUGCGGCUGCACCAGAUGAUCGAGCUGAGCAGCAAGGCAGCCGUGAAUGGGUACAGCGCCAGUGACACAGUAGGAGCGGGGUUUGCACAGGCUAAGGAACACAUACGGCGUAAUCGGCAGAGCCGGACCUUUUUGGUGGAGAAUGUCAUAGGAGAAAUCUGGUCUGAGCUGGAGGAAGGUGACAAGUACGUGGUUGUGGACAGUGGCGGAGGCACCGUGGACCUGACAGUCCAUCAGAUCCGGUUACCAGAGGGACACCUUAAGGAGCUGUAUAAAGCCACAGGUGGACCCUACGGAUCCUUAGGAGUAGAUUAUGAAUUCGAAAAGCUCCUGUGUAAGAUAUUUGGAGAGGAUUUUAUCGAACAAUUCAAAAUCAAACGUCCCGCGGCCUGGGUUGACCUAAUGAUCGCGUUCGAGUCUCGCAAAAGAGCAGCCGCCCCAGACCGAACCAACCCGCUGAACAUCACCCUGCCCUUCUCGUUCAUCGACUACUACAAGAAGUUCCGUGGGCACAGCGUGGAGCACGCCCUGAGGAAGAGCAACGUGGAUUUCGUGAAGUGGUCCUCGCAGGGGAUGCUGCGGAUGAGCCCGGACGCCAUGAACGCCCUCUUUAAGCCGACCAUCGACAGCAUCAUUGAGCACCUCCGGGAUCUGUUUCAGAAGCCCGAGGUGUCCACGGUCAAGUUCCUCUUCCUGGUGGGUGGCUUUGCCGAGGCGCCGCUGCUGCAGCAGGCGGUGCAGGCUGCCUUCGGCGACAAGUGCCGGAUCAUCAUCCCCCAGGACGUGGGCCUCACCAUCCUCAAGGGUGCCGUCCUCUUCGGCCUGGACCCCGCGGUGAUCAAGGUGCGCCGGUCCCCGCUCACCUACGGGGUGGGUGUGCUGAACCGCUACGUGGAGGGCAAGCACCCGCCCGAGAAGUUGCUGGUGAAAGAUGGCACACGCUGGUGCACCGACGUCUUCGACAAGUUCAUCUCGGCAGACCAGUCAGUGGCCCUGGGCGAGCUGGUCAAGCGAAGCUACACCCCCGCCAAGCCCUCGCAGCUGGUCAUCGUCAUCAACAUCUACAGCGCCGAGCAUGACAGCGUCAGCUUCAUCACCGACCCCGGGGUGAAGAAGUGCGGCACGCUCCGCCUGGAUCUCACGGGCACCAGCGGUGCGGCGGUGCCCGCCCGGAGGGAGAUCCAGACCCUCAUGCAGUUUGGGGACACCGAGAUUAAGGCCACGGCCGUUGAUAUAGCCACCUCAAAGAGUGUCAAAGUAGGGAUCGACUUCUUAAAUUACUAACCACCCCUCCCUGCUGCCUGCCCCCUUGGACUCAACUCAUCUGCAUCUGCUGACCUCAGCCUUGACCGUCCUGUCCCUGACCUUGACCCCUUGCCAUCGUCUGCCCAAAUUUCGUCAGGGAAGCUGAGAACAACCAGGGCCAGGAACAAGGAGAUUUCUGAGUCAGUCACUGGAGUCAGGACAACGGCCGAAAGUGGAAGUUGAGGUUUGAGAACAGGAGAUUUCAGGACCCUGGGAGAGCAGCUCAUUUCCAUAGGGACAGAGUGGAGGGGGGACCCGCCGCGUGACAAGGCGACCGGCGCCGGGCCGCAGCAGCGGAUGGGCUGCGGUACACACGUCUCUGCUGAGUCGAACUCCGGUGGAAGCCCUGUGGCGUCUUCCUAGGUUUCAAGGGAGAUCUCUGAGCCAGGGGGAGAUCUUUAUCUGGGACUUUCGUUUUGUCCUUCAUGUUUUCUGGAUGGCAGUCAACACAAAAUGCCACCCAUCUGCAGCUAAUUUCUUUUCCUCAUGGUGGGAUCAAAAGUGGUGAUUCAGGGGGAGCUUGGCACGAUGGUAGCUGGUGGGAGAAGACAGCCUACACAGGGCACUAUUUUAGGUUCUCAUAGAAUUUAAAUUCCAAGGCAGCUUAGCAAAGGAAAACUGCAGCCUUGGCUCCCCCGCCGGGACUGCCACGAGUAGGAGCGCUCACACCUCAGCUUUUCAGCAGGUGGAAACUUGCUCUGCUGUUCAGGAGUUACUGACAUAUCCCAAAUUAUAUUCAUCCCCCUCCUCCAUGGGGGAUUCAUUCCAAGACCUCCCACUCCAUCCCCUCGAAGUGGGUGCCUGCAAACUGUGCCUAGUACUGAAUUCUAGCUACAGGGGUCUUCCAAAAGUUUGCAGGAAAUGGAAUUAAAAGAUAAUGCAGAUUUUCCAUGAACUUCUGGAAGUCCUCGUCAUAUAAUAUGUAUGUCUUUUUCCUAUCUAUACAUACACAUGAUAAAAGUUUAACUUAUAAAUUAGACACAGUGAAAGCUUAAAACAAUAACUAAUAAUAAAGUGGAAUAAUUACAGCAAUGAAGUAUCAUAAGUGUGGUUGCCCUCUCUCCAAAGAUCUUACUAUCCUGGGCUGUGCUGGGGGACCACAGUUGACCAACGGUAACUGAAAUUGCAAAAAGUAAAUCCGCAGGUUAGAGGAGGUUCAACAGCAUGUGCUGUGGGGUAAUUCCCAGAACACCAACCCCCAACUCCCAGGUUCACCAGCUGUUAGCCAUUCUAGCCAAUCCUACCAGGAGCGCUGUGCCUUGUCGCCUUCACCAAGCCCAGACGUCCGGACCAGCCCCGACCUCGAAAACCUUCCAGACUUAAAAUACUCCCUCUCCCCAACCCUGCUCAUUCCUGUGUCCUUAAAGGUUUUGGCCAUUGGUUCCUACACUUUGAGAGAGACUCAGCUCCUCUGUUCUAUGAAAUAGUUCAUUACAACCUCCCGUUUUUAAAGUCUGUCUAAAAAGAAUCUGGCGACACCUGCUUGAUGAAUUAAGCCAGUUUCUCUCGAGGCAGAUCUGGGGCUCACUUUCAUCUGAGUCGUUCGAAUAGUUGUCAAAAACGGGGGCUUGGUUCCUGCCCCUUUUUAACCGAAGUUGACUCUUGAAGAGGGGGCAGGAAUCUGCAUUUUUAGGAUACACCACAAGUGAUUGAUGUCCCAUUGACAUUUGAGAUUUCCCAACUUUAGGUUUUGUUGAAGCCCACACAGGGCCCACAGCCUGUACCCUCUCGUCUCACCCAGGGUUCCCUUUGGAAGAGAGCUGACCCGUGGUGAGUGAUGCCCUAGUCCAUUGUCUGAGUGAGUGAGCUGCCUCCCUACCCCACCCCCCCUUGGGGAUGGCACUUUCAACUGUCCUAGGAAGGGCCUGGGAGGAAAAAGAUUUCAGGGGAGAAGAACUAAGAACGGGGCUGACCCCGGUGGUCUCUGUUCUCUCCUGUUUUCUCCAACAUCAGGAACCAACUAAGAAAGAAAGAAUCAAGAAUCUGACUCACAGCCCAUCUGAUCUGUUCAAAGCUGUGUUUUCCACCUGCUGGAAUUCAUUCCAAUUUUACAUCUCGGGAUGCACCCUGAUUGAAUAGAGGAGGGAACAGACUUCGAAUGGGAGUUGGACCCACAGGCCAUUAGCAUAGCCGAUAGGCAGAUUUUCAGUCGCGUUUCAAAUUUCAUUUUAACACUUCUGUCUUCUUCUCACCUCAUCUGCUGCAGAAUCCCCGCUAGAACGGGAAAUACUAACAGCCACAGAAGUAGGGAGUCUGGUCCCAUGAUGUCCGGGCAGGGUUCCACAGCCGGGACAGUCUUUGCUCUCGUCCUCUUGCUGCCUGCUCUGUUUCACAGCUGUCUCUAGGGUCUCUCUUUGGGGCUGGCAGCCAUGUUUGUCUACAAAGAAGACUUUUGAGCUUAGUUCUGAGAAACAGAAUUUUAUGUACAUACAAUGUCAGAAUCUUGUACAGAAUCUUUAUUUCUACUGUGUUGCUUUUCUUGUUUAAAAAUAACGCUCUUUGAUUGUUGUUGUUGACCUUGCUAUCCCCAAUUUUGCUAUCCCUUCAUUGCGCUCAUGAAUCAUCAAUUUAUGCUGAUGCCUAGCUAGGGACUAUGUGCGCAGGAUGGAGCAACUGAUGAGGGGGGGGACCCCCUGAGUCCGUGCGGCCCCUGGAUGAUGGUGUCGUCAGACCCUUGCCCGCACACAUCCUUCCCAGAGGCCUACAGCUUGUAUCUAAAGCAUUACCUAUCAAUCCUCCUGUCCAGACUUGGAGAACAGAAGGUUACAGUUCUGUGCGGGAGAACCUAUGAAACACUUUACAUCCUGUGGGGCUGUCAAGCUUCCUUCUAAGGCAAAGCAGUCACUGUACAGGCAAAACGUGGUCUCCUCUGUGUGACGACUGUAAUUUUCCAAAGCCAAAGGAAGAAGUGUACAUUAUCCCAGCUUUUCUGCUGGGUUAGGUGUAACUGAGAGUAAUAUAGUCAAGCCCCCUUCUUCUCCUUUUUUUUUUUUUUUUGCUGAUGUAAAGCCUUUCCUGCCUUGCAUUAAUGAUGUCUCCUUGUCUACUAUUUCUCUUUGAUGAGCUGCUAGAAACCUGCAAUGUUGGCAAACAGAUGAUGGACAGGGGGUGACAAUUUAAUUAGACUUCCUCCUGGCCCCAGAGAUGCAGCCUGAGUAGUUAAAACUUUCAAUGAGACCUCCAAAGCCACUCCCACCCCUAGAAAUAUUCUAGAAUAAGAACACUGGACAAGUACACUUGGACACGUUUCCUAACCGUAGAACAUUUCUAGAAGGCCUGUUGUCUUGACUCGUGUCUCAGUUGUCCCUGGCAUAUUAUCUGAUGGUCAUGCUUCCUGGAAGCAAAACUGUCAGGGAUUUCUCUUGUAACUUCCCUUUCUGAACACAGCAGGCAACAAUAAAUGCUGAAGGGCAGGACAAGUUACAGACAGGACAGGGAAGAGGAGGAGGCAGAUGAGUGUGUCUGCGGAGUGAGGGCUGAGGUGAGUCCGGAUUACAGAGCCUGCCCCACCCUUAGAAUGUUAUCUAGACCAAGUUUAGCUUUUAGAGUCCAAGUCUGGUUAAGUGCCAGGGUAGCCAUGAAUUGCAUGCACUGAUAUAAGCAGGAGUCCAAUGCACUAUUAGCUGGAGCUCGAACUUCACAUUGUAGAGAUGUAAUAGCUGUGAUGAAGCUGUGGAUGCCUGUAUGCUGGGAACUGGCCCACGGGGGUGACCAGCCUAACACUGUUGGUCAUCGUGUCACCUACACUGCCCAUCUGCUUGAAAUAGGAAAGCAUUUAUCCUACAAAUCUCAGCCACUGGGGUCUUGUGCACUACAAGAAAACCCCAAACUUCACAACCUGUGCAGCGGUUCACAACUUGACGGGAUUGUAUCUACAAACUCUUGUCUCCACCGAUGUCUAAUAAAGCAAAACUCUGGAUCUCA